Molecule: messenger RNA, 1644 nt
Organism: Funneliformis caledonium
Lineage: Eukaryota; Fungi; Glomeromycota; Glomeromycetes; Glomerales; Glomeraceae
Source: the annotation of a GenBank genome assembly
AUGAAUUACGACGAUACUCGUCUAGUGGUUGGAAUAGAUUUUGGAACAACUUAUUCAGGAUUUGCAUAUGCCAAUAAAAUAAAUCCAGAAAUCAUAACGAACGACACAUGGCCGGAUCAAAUUGGUCAAUUGAAAACUAAUACGGUCCUUCAAUAUGAUGAAAAUUUUUAUCAGGUUGAAGCAUGGGGAUGUCCGGCAUUAGCAAAACGUCAGAAAAGGAGGGACCGCAGCAAUCCACCUAAACCUAUCGAAUUAUUUAAAUUACAUUUAGGUGAUAUACCCAAAGAAAAUAAACCCGUUUUACCUCCCGGCUUAAGUUAUAAAAGGGCCAUUACGGAUUAUCUUCGCGAAAUAGAUACCGUUACAACAAGAUGGCCGAAUAUCAAAUUUAUGUCUCAAGUUAAAAUUGUUAUAACGGUUCCUGCGGAAUUUUCCGAAAAAUCCAAGAGUAUUAUGAGGGAAUGUUUAUUUAACGCAGGAUUAAUUAGCGACCUUCACACCGUUCGUUUACAAUUCACAACUGAACCCGAAGCUGCUGCGAUUUAUUGUAUGAGAACUUUAGCAGAGCAUUUUGACAAUCCUAUAGGAACAUCAUUCUUGAUCGUGGAUUGUGGCGGUGGCACGGUGGAUUUAACGAGACGCAAAGUGGUUAGCGAAAAUAAAUUAGGAGAAAUAACGGAACGGACGGGAGGUUUUUGUGGUAGCGCGUACGUGGAUCAAGAAUUUAUAAAAUUCCUUGAAACCAAAGUAGGAGAAAGUGCAAUAGAAUUAUUAAGAAAGAAUAAUUACAAUCAAUUUCAAUAUCUUGUACAAGAAUUUUGUAAACAUGUUAAAUUAUUAUUUAGUGGAGAAAAAUCAUCUUACAAACCUUAUGAAUUGGAUUUAGAUGAAGCAUGUCCAGUCUUAAAACAAUAUGUUACGGGAUCAUUUAAAGAUAAUUUAGAAGAGGAAGAUUGGCUCAUCGAGUUAACUUAUAAGAAUGUUAAAGAUAUGUUUGAUCCGAUUAUAAGCAAAGUUCUUUCUCUGAUAAAAGAGCAACUUGGUUCUAGUAAAGAUAGAUGUACCGCCAUGUUUUUAGUCGGAGGUUUUAGUGAAUCAAAAUAUUUACAAUUAAAAGUCAAACAAGAAUUUAAAAGUCAAGUGCCCAUCAUUUCUGUACCAAGGCAACCGAUGGCUGCUAUUGUACGCGGUGCCGUUGAUUAUGGUCUUAACACUAAAAUUAUCAAAUCACGUGUAUUGAAGUAUACUUAUGGCACAAAAACUUCUCCUCUUUGGACUUCUGCUGAUCCUCAAACUCGUAAAAGGCCUGAUGGAAGAAUCUUUAAAUUCUUUACUUUGGCAGAAAAAGGAAAACACGUCGAUGUUGAUGAAGUAGUUUCUCAUAGUUUUAGCGUUGCACGGCCAGAGCAAACAAGCAUGGAUAUGGACAUUUAUGUAACGAGGAACGGAUCUGCAAAAUAUUGUGACGAAGAUGGCGUAGAUUUACUUGGUAAUUUCAGUGUAGCGAUGCCAGAUACAGAACUUGGUAUAAAGAGAUCAGUCUUGUAUACGCUUCGAUUCGGUGAAAUGGAAAUCAGAGCCACGGCAAAGAACAAACAAACUGGCAAAGAAUAUCAUACUUCUUUCAAACUAGAAUUUGAUUAA